AUGGGCACUGCCGUGUCCAAGAGGAGGAAUCUGAGGAACGAUGCCAUUUCAUCGGUGGCAGCAAAAGUUAGAGCAGCCCGAGCAUUUGGAGAGUACCUUCACACUCACCCUGAGAGCCGAAACGGAUCAGAUCACUUAUUGUCCGACACCCUCAUUGGCCACGACUCUGACUCGCCGGAUAGCAUUUGUGCCCAGAACAACAAUCAUCAGCACAGCUUCUCUCUUCAGGACCCAAACAGCAGCACUGAGCCCAAUCUGAUUGACCCUACGCUGCGCCUGCUACAACCUUCAGCCAUCCCUUCUACCUCCUCCGAGAGCCGUCUUUCGCUAGAGCGCAGCUUCUCGGUCGAGGAGGAGCAGCAGAAGUGCGUGGAGUGCUCGCUGCAGCCAUCACGCGUCUACACCAUCAGCGGUGAGAACGCCAUGCUGGCUGGCAGCCGUACCAGCAAGGAGAGCUUGGAGCUGGAUGUGCUGAGGGAGGCACGGGAUGCUCCACCUGCCUCUCAAACCCUCACCCAGGCUUCCACCUCCUCCUCACCCAUUCAGCAUCACCACCACCAUCAUGCCAACCACCACCAUGGCACCACUGGGUCGAAUGCGCAGCAAACAGCAGGUGGAGCGUCAGGAAGUGCAGGAGCAGGUCCAUCGCACCAACACCACCACCACCACCAUCACCACCACCACCUCUCUCAGCCCCUGCAGAGUUCUGUCAGCGCUCACAACAUCCGUGGCUGGGGUGAGGGCAAAGAAUGCAGCCUGGCGUGCGACUUAUGCCCCGGAGCACCAUCACGCAGCCAUGGCUCACUAGAGCUGGAGAGCAGCGUGCGAGAGCCAGGCAAGCAGCGCCGCCCACUAGAGCGCAUGAGCAGUGUGGACCGGGUGACUUUUAUAGACAGAGAAGACAACCAGUGGUACCCCAAAGAGAACAUGUUCAGCUUCCAGACCGCUACCACGACCAUGCAGGCGAUCUCAAAUUUCCGGAAACACCUUCGAAUGGUGGGCAGCAGAAGAAUGAAAGCUCAGACCUUUGCAGAGCGCAGGGCGAAGAGCUUCAACCGCUCCUGGAGCGACCCGACCCCAGUCAAGCAAGACUCGCUACCCGAUUCAAAAGAGAGUGGAGAUCUGCAGGUGCCGUCUGCUGCACAAGAUGACGGAGGCUGUAAUGACACGGGCUGGGAGGAGGAGAAAGAGAUGGAGAGACUGGCCUGCGAAAGCGAUGACUUCGUCCCUCCUAAAGUCAUGUUGAUAUCAUCGAAAGUUCCCAAGGCGGAGUAUGUCCCCAACAUUAUUCGCAGAGAUGACCCUUCCAUUAUCCCCAUACUUUAUGAUCAUGAGCAUGCUACAUUCGAUGAUAUUUUGGAGGAGAUUGAAAAAAGACUGACUUCCUAUAGGAGGGGAUGCAAGAUCUGGCGCAUGCUCAUCUUCUGUCAGGGUGGACCAGGGCAUCUGUACCUGCUGAAGAAUAAAGUGGCCACUUUUGCCAAGGUCGAGAAAGAAGAGGACAUGAGUCAGUUUUGGAAAAGGCUAAGUAGAUUUAUGAGUAAAGUAAACCCAGAGCCUAACCUGAUCCAUGUCAUGGGAUGCUAUGUACUGGGGAAUCCUAAUGGAGAAAAGCUGUUCCAGAAGCUGAAGAACCUGAUGAGGCCUUAUUCCGUCACCUUUGAGUCACCAUUGGAGCUAUCUGCACAGGGAAAGGAAAUGAUUGAAAUGUAUUUUGACUUCCGCCUCUACCGAUUGUGGAAGACGCGGCAGCACUCGAAGCUCUUGGACUAUGAGGACCUGUUGUGA
This is a messenger RNA of Neoarius graeffei (lesser salmon catfish), 1788 nucleotides long. RefSeq names its product NMDA receptor synaptonuclear signaling and neuronal migration factor a (gene nsmfa). Bases 1 to 1788 code for a protein of 595 amino acids. The transcript is spliced from 15 exons. Gene Ontology annotation, cellular component: nucleus; cytoplasm. The record is from RefSeq and is a predicted model, not a curated record. Gene Ontology annotation, biological process: positive regulation of neuron migration; regulation of neuronal synaptic plasticity. Lineage: Eukaryota; Metazoa; Chordata; Actinopteri; Siluriformes; Ariidae.